GUUUAUCUUCUUAGGCCCUCUCUUUCUCCCUCACUCUGCACUUUGCUUCAGAAAAACUCCAAAUUUAGCAGGUGACUGAACGUGUUGAUCGUUGAAAGUGAUAAAGAUUGAAGCUUUACAAGGUUUCGUUUUAGGGGAAUAAAGUAAAAAGUUUGUAACAAAAGAAAUGGAGGGUUGUGGGGAUUUUGUGCAAUGCCUUUUACCUGAUAUGUCUAUAAAGAUCCUAAGUUGUUUGGAUGACCCGGCUGAUCUUAUCCGGGUUUCUGCUGUGUCUAGUUCUUGGCGUCAAUUCGUGAUUGGAAAUGACUUGUGUAAGCAUCUCUGUUUAAAGAGAUUUCCUGAAAUAUCAAGUGUUGGAAAUAUGAUUGAAGUUGAAAACACGGUUGUACCAGUGGUAUCUCUGCCUGAAAAGUCUACAGAGUGGUUAUGCUUGGAGAGGAAUCAUAGAGUUUAUGCAUUUUUGUCACGCGGCCUUUCCAAUUGUAUGACGGAAGACUGCUUAAUAGGUGCAAUUCAUGCAUCAAGCACUGACAACUAUCCUGAAGAAAGCAUUCUGAAUACAUUAAAACCAGGUGAUCGUGUUGAGCGCAGAGCUUCGUACUGGUCAAGUGGAGGACAAAGUGAUCCUACAGUUCCCGAGACACUAACAUAUAAAUUAAUCUCAAAGCUGUGCCUGAUUUCAGAAAUUCAUGUACAACCAUUUCAAGCGUAUUUCCAGUUUGGCUUUCCCAUUUAUUCAGCAAAAGCUGUGAGAUUCCGGGUGGGACAUCCUAAUGUUAAAAUAGAUGUAGAAAGUGACAACGGACAUGAAUCUGUAGCUGCUCAAGCCCAAUCUUUCUGUGACAAGAUUGUAUGGACAUAUACCUCACCAGAAUUUCCCUUGGUUCAGGAGAACAUCUUGCAGAAGUUUAAGCUGCCAGAACCUGUUCUUUGCAUUGGCGGAAUCCUACAAGUCGAGCUCUUAGGCAGAGUUCAAAAACAACAACUGGAUAGUCUAUACUAUAUAUGUGUGUCGCACGUCCAAGUUGUUGGAAGACCACUCUUGUCAGCAUUUGAUGUUGAGAUACUCGAUGAAUCUGGGAAGUGCAGUCUGAAGUACUGCCCAAAAGAAAGGUUGUUGUGCGAGUCAAGUAACAAAUCUACUGAAGGAGGGUCGAGUAGUCCUCCUCGGUUUCAUAGGUUCAGGGCAAGCUUAAGGGGAUGGGAGCAAAUGAUCCUGAGUACACUACUUGGACCCGGAGCUGGCGUGGGUGAUGAUGAUUCAGAUGACAACGACGUCUAGCUUUCGUCCCUUUCAAGGCCGUAACAGUUGUUUCUGUGUUAAAAUAUAAUAUCACUAGACUUGCUUUUGGGCAUCACUGUUGUAGUUUCAUAUGGAAGGCACAUAUCGUCAUAAACAUGUUCAAUAAUCUAUAGUUUCGUUUUCUAUUGCCA
Solanum verrucosum is the source of this 1434-nucleotide messenger RNA. RefSeq names its product F-box protein At4g00755-like. NCBI's taxonomy places the organism in Eukaryota, Viridiplantae, Streptophyta, Magnoliopsida, Solanales, Solanaceae. The transcript has 6 exons. Gene Ontology annotation, molecular function: protein binding. The record is from RefSeq and is a predicted model, not a curated record. Bases 167 to 1282 code for a protein of 371 amino acids.